AACGGAAACCAGCACAGAGAAAGACAAGUGAAGACAAAAUGGCGGAGUGAGUGGGUUGCGCUUUGUAAAGACGGCUGUGACCCUUGAAGUUCGUCAAAAUCGCGUUUAAAGGACUAAAUAGUCUAAACAAGUAGUCAGCAUAGGAAGUGCUGUUAAAAAGACUGAUAUUGUCCUUUAACACGGAGGAGGCUCGGACAUUUUUCCGCGGUGGUCCUUGCGAAAUCUUUAGCUUGAUGCUAGCUACAUUUGGCUAGCUGCUACUUCGAGGACCUGGAUGAUUGUUAACGGCCAUCAUCUUAUCAGGAUUUAUUGUGGGACAAAAACGUUUUGAUUUAGGCAGGGUAUUUCAUGUUCCGGUGGCGAUAUCAUUUUAACAAAGAAUUUUUUAUAUACUGCCGUGAAUACAACGAGUGGGAGAAGCAGUUUUCCAGCUUGUUUGCUAUCUGACCACAGUAUUGUUAGUUCGCCCUUAAUUGCCUCGACCAUAUAUCCAGCACAGGACUCUGUAUGUUCUGCUAACAUUUGGGCCAGAUUGUCCCUCAGAAAAUUUCCUUAAGUGAUCGAGUGGAUAUUGGGAUUUGGUGGUUAUGGCGAGCAGCAGUGGCUCCAAAGCCGAAUUUAUUGUCGGUGGAAAAUACAAGCUUGUCAGAAAAAUCGGAUCAGGAUCUUUUGGUGACAUAUAUCUGGCCAUCAACAUCACAAAUGGAGAGGAAGUAGCAGUAAAACUGGAAUCACAGAAAGCCAGACAUCCACAGUUAUUAUACGAAAGCAAGCUGUAUAAAAUUCUACAAGGAGGCGUUGGGAUUCCACAUAUAAGGUGGUAUGGCCAGGAGAAGGACUACAAUGUCCUAGUCAUGGAUCUGCUGGGACCCAGUCUGGAGGACCUGUUCAACUUCUGUUCUCGCCGCUUCACCAUGAAGACAGUUCUUAUGCUGGCAGACCAGAUGAUCAGCAGAAUUGAGUAUGUACACACAAAGAACUUCAUUCACAGAGACAUCAAACCAGACAACUUCCUCAUGGGCAUUGGACGUCACUGUAACAAGUGUUUAGACUCGUCAGUGGGGAAGAGGAAACGAAGCUUGGCUGUUAGCUCUGCUCAGGAUCCAUCUUUCUCAGGAUUAAACCAGUUGUUCCUUAUUGACUUUGGUUUGGCUAAGAAGUACCGAGACAACCGAACACGGCAGCACAUCCCCUACAGAGAAGACAAGAACCUGACUGGCACGGCACGCUAUGCCUCCAUCAACGCACACCUGGGCAUCGAACAGAGUCGUCGUGAUGACAUGGAGUCGCUAGGUUAUGUGCUGAUGUACUUCAACAGAACCAGCCUGCCUUGGCAGGGAUUAAAGGCUGCCACAAAGAAGCAGAAGUAUGAGAAGAUCUCAGAGAAGAAGAUGUCCACCCCUGUUGAGGUCCUCUGUAAGGGUUUCCCAGCAGAGUUUGCCAUGUAUCUGAACUACUGCCGCGGCUUGCGCUUUGAGGAGGCUCCAGACUACAUGUACCUGCGCCAACUGUUCCGCAUCCUCUUCAGGACUCUGAACCACCAGUAUGACUACACGUUUGACUGGACCAUGCUGAAACAGAAAGCAGCCCAGCAGGGGGCCUCCUCCGGGGGCCAGGGCCAACAGGCACAAACCCCCACAGGCAAGCAAACUGACAAACCCAAGCCUAACAUGAAAGGUUUCUGAGCAGUCUAUGAGGGCGGAGCAGCGCAACCAUUGGUAACCAGGACCACCAGUCUCUCUUCCUGGACAAGUGACAAAGUCUGUCUCUCUCUCCUUCCAUAAUAACUAUCUAUGUAAUGGAUAUAUAUAGAUAUACACGCCUCUGUCUGCUGCGGUAUCUAUAUAUCGGUAUGUAUAUACAGUAAAACACUCUCCACUCCGAAAGAAAAGAGGAAUUGAAAAAGCAGGGUUUUGGAUGUGGAGGCUGUAGCCCCCCUCCCCCCACACAAAAACACCCUCCAUCCAUCCCUCCAUCCCUUUCCUUCUCCCUCACACUCUCCUCUUCUCAGCAUUGUCUUUUCAUUGGGUUUCUUUGGAAACUGAAAAGUUAAGAGGAUAAAAGGUCGGCUGACCCCCAGUUUUUCUCUCCCAGUGAAUACAUCUCGAAUGUCCCCCCCCCCCACCCCCUCCACCCCACCCCCACCCCCACCCACCCACUUACCCUCUCCCCACCUGCCAUUGUUUUACCCCCUCCCUCCUUCUAUCAAAGCGAAAGUGAAAAGAUAUAAAUCUACAAAGCUGUUUUCCCUUUUGUUGUUUCUGAAACCAGUGAAUGAUGGAAUCUUGGGUAUUAUUUACUUUAAAAAAAUUUAAAAAAUGUCAGAUUUCUAUUUUUUUUUCUUUUUGUUUUCUUUCUUUUGUUUUCCUAUGGUGAUUAGGAGUGUGCCUGUUGACAGUAUAAGCAUCUGACAGCGACAGUCUAUGGUAGAAUGAUACUCUGGCUCUCUCCCUCUCUCUUUAGAGCUCUGUAUUAUUAUUAAAUCUGUUGUAAAACAUGGUCUUCUGAAACAGUCUCCAAAAUACAAAUAAAAACCAUUAAAUAACUCAGACUACCAAGCACAAGUCCUUAUCCCUUAGCCUCUUGAAUGUGAAUGGCUCAGAGAAGGAAAACAAUGUUUGUCUGUCUGAAGAUGGUGAUGUUUGACUGAUGUAACUGUUUCAUACACACACACACACACACACACACACACACACACACAUACACACACACACUUUUAUUAGGGGCGCAAUUAACCCAUAAUUGGGUUAUGUUAUAUUUUUUUGUGUCAUGAUUUCGGUUCGGUUACUUUUGCACAUCGGGGGGGAAAAUACAACCAUUCCCAGUGCUCUCUGUGUUUUGUCUUAUUUGUUAAAAUAACAUUAGUCUGGUUUCAAACUAAGACUAUUUAAAUCAAACACAAAUACUUAAAGUAUAUUCAGUUAUUCAUCAGCUAAGUGUAUGGUUGUAUGACUCACACAGUGGAUGUUUGUAACACUGCACGUUUUAUCUCUCAGUUCAACACUCAGUCAAGGAACUCAUUUGCUCUGAACGUCCAACCAUCACUGCUGAGAACUUUUAUAGGGUGUGUUGUGUAUUGAGCAGUUCAUUUUUUCACAAUUUGUUGUUACACCCCAACAAUCAGAUGAUUUCCCCUCCCCUUAUUUUUACAGUGUGCAUCUCCUUGUUCUUCUAGUGCUGGUGUUUUUCAUUCUCUCCUGUUGUGUUGCUGCCAUCAACUCUAGUCAGCACAAACCAUCUGGUUGACUGAUUGCAGAGUGUGUACUAAGAUAGUAACAGUAGGAGAGAAGGCUUCCUGAUCAGAAGUAUACAUCAGUAAUGUAUAAAACCCCACGACACUCAAUAUUACUCUAAUUUCUGUAAUAUUUGUACUUCUAUGUAAAAUUCAUAGUUUUGGGUUCUCAAAAUAGCCUUAUUUUUCUGCUGCCUUAUUGGCAGUAAACCUCAAUGUGUUUGAAGCUUAGAUUCUCAAAAUGGUGGCUAGAUGGUUUGCAAUAUUAAUUUGGGCGCAGCCGUCCUCUUCCUCCUCUGUUUUCUGCUGUGAAUGUCAGAGCCACAACCUUGUGGAACAUAAAACCAAACCCCCAUACGCUGAUGAUACAUGUUUUGGAAAUGAAUGUGUUCUUGUGUGUUUUCUUCCUCCGUGAAUGUGCAAGUGAAAAUAUAGUGAUCUGGACACACCAUUUUUAUGUUUAUCAUGUGUACAUGUUAGGUAAUGGCUAAUUUUAGGCCAGUAAAACAACUUUGGUUUGGUGUAGCCAUGAGUUUAUGCUUUGGAAAUGGAUCCCAGGUUGUCACAAGCAGAGCAUUAAUGUCUCCGCCCAUCAAACUAUUUCUGAUGAUGUCUCUUCUAUGAAAUCCUCUCCUAGUGGGUAACAUAUUUUUCUCACUUUAUAUGCAUGAAGGUAUAUCUUUGCAUUUGAGACGGUGUGCUUAUUUCAUGAAAUUUCAUGAGUCCAGGCUGUAUUCUGUUAGUCAUUAUGACAAACACUUAAGAUUUCACAUGUAACCCAGCUUUUGCUAAGAAAAAAAUGUCAGUACAUUGAAUAUUUUUGUCCAGGAAAGCCAGGGUUUCAACUUUUGGUGAUGGUGUCAUCCUUUCAUCCUGUCCUCCUAUCCGGGGAGUGUGGACACAUCCAGUUCCAAUUUUCUCAGACAGCCUACUAGUGGGACAGAGAUGGUUUUGAGUUCUAAGAUGUCGUGGCUGUCCUCUCUUCACCUCGUCUUUCCCUACCUUAGCCAACCCUAGCUGGCCUCCCCUCCUGUUUUCUCCCUCAUCUCCAGCCCUCACUGUAAUUUAUUCCCUUUUAGCAUGUCAAAAUAAAAGGUUAUAACUUGUCAGACAUUUGCUGUCCAUGGCUCUAUGAUUUGAAC
Molecule: messenger RNA, 4374 nt
Organism: Myripristis murdjan (pinecone soldierfish)
Lineage: Eukaryota; Metazoa; Chordata; Actinopteri; Holocentriformes; Holocentridae
Gene: csnk1a1
Product: casein kinase 1, alpha 1
Exons: 11
Coding region: 588-1685 (365 amino acids)
Biological process (GO): protein phosphorylation
Molecular function (GO): ATP binding; protein kinase activity
Source: RefSeq, a predicted model, not a curated record